Molecule: messenger RNA, 911 nt
Organism: Drosophila ananassae
Lineage: Eukaryota; Metazoa; Arthropoda; Insecta; Diptera; Drosophilidae
Product: serine protease 3
Exons: 2
Coding region: 31-849 (272 amino acids)
Biological process (GO): proteolysis
Molecular function (GO): serine-type endopeptidase activity
Source: RefSeq, a predicted model, not a curated record
CCACUAAGAGACCAUUUUCAGUCUUUGAAAAUGUUGGGACGUACACUUCUCGUGCUAGCCCUAGUGGCGGUCUGCAGCGCAUCCUCUAUUCCCCACACGGUUGUCCAUCCUAAGGAUCUUCCAAUUCAGCAUCGAAGCAUCCAGGGUCGAAUCACCAAUGGAAAUCAGGCGUCUGAAGGACAGGUUCCCUAUAUUGUGGGCGUUAGUUUGAAUGCCAAUGGAAACUGGUGGUGGUGUGGUGGGUCCAUUAUUGGUCACAGCUGGAUCCUUACUGCCGCCCAUUGUACUGCUGAGGCAAAUGAGGCUAUCCUGUACUACGGAGCCACCAACUACAACCAGCCUUCUCUAAGACACACCGUCGGCCGGGAGAACUUUAUCAUGUAUCCCGACUAUCGUGGUCUUGAUCAGGAUAUAUCUUUGAUCCGCACCCCUCACGUCGAUUUCUAUAGCCUGAUUAACAAGAUCGAGCUUCCCAGCCUGGACGACCGUUACAACUCGUAUGAUAACUCCUGGGCCCAGGCCGCUGGUUGGGGCGCCAUUUACGAUGGCAGCAAUGUGGUCGAGGAUCUCCGGGUUGUGGACUUGCGAGUCAUUUCUGUGGCAGAGUGUCAGGCUUAUUAUGGAACCGAAACUGCUUCUGAGAACACAAUCUGUGUGGAGACUCCCAACGGAAAGGCCACGUGCCAGGGUGAUUCUGGUGGUCCCCUGGUCAGUUUGGAUGGAAACAAGCUGAUUGGAGUCACCUCCUUUGUUUCCGAUUACGGUUGCCAGGUGGGAGGACCUGCUGGAUUCACUCGUGUGACCAAGUACCUGGAAUGGAUCAAGGAGGAGACUGGAAUUUACUAUUAAAUGCUUUUUAUUCAAUGCUGUUUAGGUUGGAAAGAUUUAUAGUAAUAAAGAAUGCAAUGAUA